AUGAUACGGCAAAAUCACCGCGCGAGACAUUGGAAAAAGAAAAUAGAAAAAAAAAGGGAAGUAAGGUUUUGGAUACAUCCGAUUUUAGAAAAAAGGGAGGAAUAUGGCGCGUUUCAUACACUUGUCAAGAAUCAAUUGAGAGAAGAUGAAGACAAGUUUUACAAUUAUUUUAGAAUGCAGAAAACUACAUUCGACAACUUGCUCCAAAAAUUAUCCCAGGAACUAAAACAUCAAGAUACUUUUAUGCGAGAGAGUAUAUCGCCCGCAGAAAGAUUGGCUGUAACUCUGAGGUAA
Molecule: messenger RNA, 294 nt
Organism: Parnassius apollo (apollo)
Lineage: Eukaryota; Metazoa; Arthropoda; Insecta; Lepidoptera; Papilionidae
Source: the annotation of a GenBank genome assembly